Messenger RNA from Orbilia oligospora ATCC 24927, 363 nucleotides. RefSeq lists its product as uncharacterized. NCBI's taxonomy places the organism in Eukaryota, Fungi, Ascomycota, Orbiliomycetes, Orbiliales, Orbiliaceae. The transcript is spliced from 3 exons. Bases 1 to 363 code for a protein of 120 amino acids. The record is from RefSeq and is a predicted model, not a curated record.
AUGACCCUCACGGACAAGAUCAAAUCCAUCUUCAAACACGAUAUACAAGACUCGGCUUCUAGUUCCAAAAUGUCUGCCAAGGCUGUUGUUAACGGCGUCGUUAUCGCCGAAACCGACCGAUAUGAGAAGGUUGAGGGGAAUGUCUAUUUCCCGCCCGAGUCCUUGAAAUCUGACUACUUCAAGACAACCGAGACCCAUACGGCUUGUCCAUGGAAGGGGUUAGCAAGCUAUUAUACCAUUGAUAUCGGUGACGGGAACCCUCUUGUGGAUGCUGCGUGGUACUAUCCCGAACCAAAGCCGGCGGCUUCGAAUAUCACGGGUUAUGUUGCUUUCUACAAGAACAAAGUCCAGAUUACCGCCUGA